Messenger RNA from Trichoderma harzianum CBS 226.95, 1012 nucleotides. RefSeq lists its product as hypothetical. Lineage: Eukaryota; Fungi; Ascomycota; Sordariomycetes; Hypocreales; Hypocreaceae. The transcript has a single exon. The record is from RefSeq and is a predicted model, not a curated record. Bases 35 to 631 code for a protein of 198 amino acids. Gene Ontology annotation, molecular function: oxidoreductase activity; FMN binding. Gene Ontology annotation, cellular component: cytosol.
CUCUUUUCUCUCUUCAUUGAAUUAGACAAUCACCAUGGCUGCUGCCAAGUCUAUCGCUGUUGUCAUCAGCAGUACUCGCCCUCAGCGCAUAAAUCCUUUCGUUGCUGGUUAUGUCGCCUCUGUCAUUAACUCUAUUCCUCAGACUACAGCAAAGGUAGAAUUACUCGAUCUGGCAACAGUCAAUCUUCCUCUCUUCAACGAGCCUCUAGUUCCAGGCGAGGUUCCGGCUGAUGAUCCCACGCCCCAUUAUCAUUACGAAUAUACCCGCGCUUGGUCAGCUCUUGUUCGCAAAUAUGAUGGAUUCAUCUUUGUUACGCCGCAGUAUAACUGGUCUAUCCCGGCGAGCUUGAAGAAUGCUUUGGACUACAUAUUUCAUGAGUGGAAUGGGAAGCCUGCUGCGAUUGUGACGUAUGGAUUUCGAGGCGGUGUUAAAGCUGAGCCUCAUCUACGCGAAAUCCUGAACGGAUUGCGAAUGGGUACCGUUGAACCGACUGUGGCACUGAAAAUCGUUAAAGGGGAGCCAGAAGAGAGGGAGAAGCAGAUGAAAGAGACUUGGAAGAAAGAUGGAGCGGACGAAAAGAUAACAACAUUGUUUGCUAGCUUGUUAAAGCAUUUUGAGGCAAAGAAUUAAGACGUGGGUAGGUGCAACAUAAUGGAAGUAAGGGCUACUGUAUACAUACAUUUUAUCAUUCAAUAUUUCUGUUGAAAUUGCAAGAAAGGCCGAAAGCCAGAGGGCUGUUGAGGCUUAUAUAUCAUUCAUUUCAACAACUUCUUGUGCUCUGAUUCUCGUGGCUGUAACUAGUAAAUUACCACUAAAUACUUCGCUUCAUUAAUGAACUGAACGAGUGAAUCAUGGGGAUAUGCAUUUUGGAGCUAAGAGGCUGUGACAGAUAGGUCAAUGACUGAUUAAAUCCAUCUCUCGUAAGGGCUCAACAUUUCUUGAACUAUUGGGUCCAGAUCUCUCUGCCGAUUAAGAAGUAGUUUUAUUAUUUCUUUCCUCUUUCUUCUGUUC